AUGCAAACUGCUUUGAUAAAUAGUACAGAAUUAUUUUUAAAAGAAGUUUUAUCCAGUUAUAAAAUUGAUCCAUCAAUAGCUGAUCCUCCAGUAAUACUAGAAACUCCUCUUUAUGGAAAUCUUGUUCCACAAUUUUUAAAUUUUGCUGCACCAGGAAUGAUGAUAUCAAUAAUAUUUUUUUUGGCAGUUGGUUUAACAGCAUUAAUAUUUGUUGUUGAAAAAAAAGAAGGCCUUUUAGAACGUAGUUGGAUUGCUGGUGUUACAACAAUUGAAGUUAUGUUUGCUCAUAUUGUUGUUAAAUUUUUUAUUCAAGCUAUUCAAAUUAUCCUUUUACUUGUUUUUGCAGAUGUUAUUUUUAAAGUUGAAAUUAAAGGUUCAAUUUUCUUAGCAGCGACAUUAAUUUUUCUUGAAGGACUUUGUGGAAUGAGUUAUGGUCUUUUAAUAUCUUCACUAUGUGAACAAGAAACUGAAGUUAUGCAAGUUGCACUUGGAAGCGUUUUUCCUGUUUUUCUUGUUUCAGGUGUUAUAUGGCCACUUGAAGGCAUGUCACCAGUAAUGCGUUUUCUAAGUAAUUUCAGUCCAUUAACACAUCCUAUCGAGGCAAUGCGAUGUAUAGCUGCAAGAGGUUGGUCAAUUUUUUAUUUUAAAGUAUGGUUUGGUUUUGUUAAUGCUAGUGCAUGGAGUGUGGGAUUUUUUACCAUAGCUGCUAUUCUAUUUGCUCUUAGAAAAUAA
Rotaria sordida is the source of this 732-nucleotide messenger RNA. NCBI's taxonomy places the organism in Eukaryota, Metazoa, Rotifera, Eurotatoria, Philodinida, Philodinidae. The record is from the annotation of a GenBank genome assembly.